AAUGCGUUUUCUAAAUACUGAUGCAAUUCUCUUGUAAUGCAAAGCGCAAACACUACCCAUUCAGCCAUAUCUGCAUCAGAUGGUAACUUGACUGAUGUCGAACAAGUGGAAAAAAAUGGGGAAGCAAAUGAGAGUUUCAUGCGAGACGUUGACAGACAGGCUUUGUUUACGAUACCCCGCUGGAUGAGUGGACGCAGAAAGUCAAGAAAUAAGAUCAAAUACGUCAAAGUUGAUGUUCCUUUCACAUCUGAGAGUCCAAGCACUGAAAAUAAAGAUGAUAUCUCCAAAAGCAAGAAAAAGAGCAGUGAUAAAUCGAAGAAUUUUUUCACCAAAUUAUUUCGUCGAAAUUCUACUCGUUCAAAGCCUCCUGCGGACGCUAUUCCAAAGUCACCAUCUUCGCUUUUUUAUUUGAUAUCUGCCUCGAAUUCGGACAUUCGAUCGAGUAAUUCCAUCUUUUUUCAUUCCUUUGAUUACCAUGAAAUAUUCAAAGAUAAAAUUCCUGCGGUAUGUGGGAUCAAAAAUCAUGGAAAUACUUGCUUUAUGAAUGCCGUGAUUCAAUGCUUGAGCAGUAAUGAUAGCUUUGCUGAAUAUUUUGUGAUGGAUCACUAUAAAAUGGACUUUAUGAGGAGAAAUAAAGUGCAUUGUAAGAAAUAUGGCACUCACGGAGAAGUAACACAGCAGCUUGCUGCUUUGUUGAAAUCUUUAUGGUCUUGUCAGUAUUAUUCCAGCAUAUCUGAAAAAUUUAAGAUUUCUGUUGCAAAAUAUGGAUCACAGUAUGAAGGAUCUGAACAACAUGAUGCUCAGGAAUUUCUAUUAUGGCUUCUCGAUAAAGUCCAUGAAGACAUGAAUACAGCUCCAAAACAAAAAUAUAAAAAAACAAAAGCUAGUCUUGGUCGUUCUGAUGAGGAGAUUGCAGCAGAAACUCUUGCUAAUCAUUUAAGGUGUAACAACAGUUUUGUACAUGAUAUGUUUCAAGGACAGUUUCGUUCCUCUCUCUGCUGUCUGGGGUGUGGCCGGUUCAGCAAUACAUUCGAUCCAUACCUCUGCAUUUCUUUGCCAGUUCCAGAUUGUCAAAGCAUUCCAGUUUCUGUAUUUUUAGUCUUGCUUAGAGAAAGAACCAAAAUGGUUAAAGUGAGUCUCUUAAUUGAUUCCCAAGCAACGGUAAAAGAGCUGCGGGAGAAAUUAAAUUCUAAUUUUGGAAUUUCUGAAAAAAAUACCUUAUUUGUAGAAAUCAUAGAAGGUAAAUUCCUAAGAACAUUUUCUGAUGUGGAUCUUGUUACUUGCUUGAAUGAAAGUCAAGAUAUUUAUGCCAUUGAAACUCCACCCUCCACUCCAGAUUCGGAAAGGGAGAAACUUGUAAUGGUUAUUGUAUGCAAGCUUGAAACUGGAAAAGUGUACCACUUGUUUUGGAAACCUUUUGUUCUUGAUGUUCUUAGAGAGUCUAGUUACAAAGAAUUACAGUUCCAAAUCAUUGCUGCCUUAAGUACUGUCAUUAAAGAGACUAUAGAUCUUGAUGCAGAAAACCCAUUUACAUUAUAUGUUGAGGACCAGUCAACAUAUGAAUGUUUGUGUUCAUCUGUUGAUUUACCCCUGUAUAUGCCUGUCAUUGAUCAAGCCUUAUCAUCUUGUCAUGAACAUCCAAAACAUCUCAAACUUUGCCUUGAAUGGAAAGAAAAUGCCAAAAAUAUAUUAAAACUAAAUGUUCCUUUCAUUGAUCACCAUUCAUCUGUCUCAGCAAUAGCAGAUUUAAAGAAGCUGUCAAAUGAAGUGACUCUGCAUGAAUGUUUUGAACUCUACUUUAAUGAAGAAAGAUUAGGAAAUGAAGAUGCUUGGAUGUGCCCUUAUUGUCAUCAUCGUUUGCCUUGUGUUAAACAGUUGAGCUUAUGGACUGUGCCUGAUGUACUUAUUAUACAUUUGAAAAGAUUUAAACAGGCAUUUUGUCAGCGAACGAAGAUCACCACUUUUGUAGAAUUUCCCUCCUCCGGGUUGGAUAUGAAUCCGUACAUAGCUAGUAGAAACCAGAGCAAUCAUGCUCAAAGCAAUUCACUGCAGUUUUGGUCUCCAUGGAAACGAUCACGAGCAGCUUCAUACAUGAAACAUGAAGACAAUGUGUAUGAGCUCUAUGGUGUUUGCAACCAUUAUGGUAGCAUGCAGGGUGGCCAUUACACAGCUUAUUGUCGAAAUCCUGUUACUGGACAUUGGUACAUGUAUGAUGAUACUAAAGUCCAAGAAGUUCAAGCUAGUGAUGUAGUUUCAACUGAUGCUUAUAUUUUAUUCUAUCAACGAAGUACUUUUUCUACACAAUCGUGUGCUUCUUCUUCUUCAUCUGGAUACAGCAGUGCCUCAUCUAGCUUUUUUGUUGGGCCAGAUCACUGGGCUUUUCGAAUGCCCCCCUUUUUACGUGAUGGGCCUAUGACUAGUAAAAGCCAAGAUAACUUGUAUGAUGUUGGCAAUACAUCUUCAUUAGAUAGACGUUCCAGCUCUUUACACCGUCCACUGAAUCGCGGCUCAAAAGCUUAUUCAACUAUGAACCCGUCCAUUGAGCGCAAAACAGCUGUAGUCAAGCCCUCCGUCAAUGCAAAGCAGGACACCAUUGAGAGUAAAACUGAUUCCAAGACAAAUGGUGUUUUUGAACAACCUCCCCCUCCUCCCCCUGCAAAACAUUAUUGGACUGUUACAUCUGUAUGAGGUACACUAAGUAUUAACGAAAUCUUCAGGAUUUAUAAAACAAAAUAUGCAGAAAUCUAUUCUAAUUACAGUCAUUGGAAAGUAUUUUAGCUUUAACA
Uloborus diversus is the source of this 2786-nucleotide messenger RNA. Its product is annotated as ubiquitin carboxyl-terminal hydrolase 31-like. Gene Ontology annotation, biological process: protein deubiquitination. The record is from RefSeq and is a predicted model, not a curated record. The transcript is spliced from 12 exons. Gene Ontology annotation, molecular function: cysteine-type deubiquitinase activity. Lineage: Eukaryota; Metazoa; Arthropoda; Arachnida; Araneae; Uloboridae. The coding region runs from base 37 to 2688 and encodes 883 amino acids.